Messenger RNA from Drosophila innubila, 2533 nucleotides. It is a transcript of the gene Ctps, whose product is annotated as CTP synthase. Gene Ontology annotation, cellular component: cytoophidium; nucleus; transcription regulator complex. The coding region runs from base 349 to 2289 and encodes 646 amino acids. NCBI's taxonomy places the organism in Eukaryota, Metazoa, Arthropoda, Insecta, Diptera, Drosophilidae. The transcript has 4 exons. The record is from RefSeq and is a predicted model, not a curated record. Gene Ontology annotation, molecular function: identical protein binding; DNA binding; CTP synthase activity. Gene Ontology annotation, biological process: pyrimidine nucleobase biosynthetic process; regulation of transcription by RNA polymerase II; CTP biosynthetic process.
GCACUGCUGUCUCGUGUGAGUGGCACAUUUCGGGUUAACCUCCUACUGCAAGUUUACGUUAACCAGCAGCAGCAGCAGACAAGAGCAGCAAACAACGUAUGUACGUCUUUCGCGCCUCCAUCUAAAUAUGUAAAAGAAAAGUUCUUAACAUGUGUUUGUAAGCAACACGCGAGCUAUAAUAAUAUAAUAUCGAAAUACGAAUCGACUCGACAUUAUUGCCAUUUAAUAUCGUGUGUGUUUGAGCGUGCGCGGGCAAAACAAUUUGCAAGAACAACAACAACGACAACAGCGAGAAAUCUAGGAAGUGAUUUACCGCGUGGUCAGCUGUCUUACGAGAAUAUUAACAAAAUGAAAUACAUUUUGGUCACCGGAGGUGUUAUAAGUGGCGUUGGCAAAGGUGUCAUCGCCUCAUCGUUCGGCACAUUGCUCAAGUCCUGCGGCUUGGAUGUUACUUCAAUUAAAAUAGAUCCCUACAUUAAUAUCGAUGCUGGCACAUUUUCACCAUAUGAGCAUGGUGAGGUUUACGUGCUUGACGACGGAGCUGAGGUUGAUCUGGAUCUGGGCAAUUACGAGCGCUUCCUUGACGUUACUCUGCAUCGGGACAACAACAUAACCACCGGCAAAAUUUACAAACUUGUCAUCGAGAAGGAGCGUAGAGGCGACUAUCUAGGCAAGACCGUCCAGGUUGUGCCACAUAUUACGGAUGCCAUACAGGAAUGGGUGGAGUGCGUCGCUCAAACGCCUGUCCAGGGAUCUUCAAAGCCGCAGGUAUGCAUCAUUGAACUUGGCGGAACUAUUGGAGACAUUGAGGGUAUGCCCUUCGUGGAAGCCUUUAGGCAGUUCCAGUUCCGCGUUAAGCGUGAGAACUUCUGCUUGGCCCACGUGUCGCUGGUGCCGCUGCCAAAGGCCACAGGGGAACCAAAGACAAAACCCACACAGAGCUCAGUGAGGGAAUUGCGUGGCUGUGGCCUCAGCCCGGAUCUGAUUGUGUGCCGCUCGGAGAAACCGAUUGGUCUGGAGGUUAAGGAAAAGAUUAGUAAUUUCUGCCAUGUCGAUCCGGAUCAAGUUAUAUGCAUACACGAUCUAAGCUCCAUCUACCACGUGCCGCUGCUAAUGGAGCAGAAUGGCGUCAUUGAAUUUCUGAAUGAGCGUCUCCAGCUGAACAUUGACAUGAGCAAGCGGGCCAAGUGCCUGCAACAUUGGCGGGAUCUGGCUCGCCGGACGGAGACUGUGCGUCGAGAGGUCAACAUUGCUAUAGUGGGAAAGUACACCAAGUUUACGGACUCAUAUGCAUCUGUGGUGAAGGCCGUGCAACAUGCCGCGCUGGCCGUAAACCGAAAGCCCAACUUAAUUUUUAUCGAGUCGUGCCUGCUGGAACAGGAGACACAGCAGAAGGAGCCUUCUAAGUACCACAAGGAGUGGCAGAAGCUGUGCGAAAGCGAUGGCAUUCUCGUGCCCGGAGGCUUCGGAGCACGUGGAAUGGAAGGCAAAAUCCGUGCUUGUCAGUGGGCGCGCGAGAACCGCAAACCCUUCCUGGGAAUUUGUCUUGGACUUCAAGCGGCGGUCAUAGAGUUUGCACGAAACGUUUUGGGCCUUCAGGAUGCCAAUAGCACUGAGAUAAAAUCGGACACGGAUAAUCCAUUGGUCAUCGACAUGCCGGAGCACCAUAAAGGCCAGAUGGGAGGCACAAUGCGGUUGGGCAAGCGCACCACAGUCUUUGCCGAUAAGCCGAGCACCAUUCGACAGCUCUACGGUAAUCCCAAGACAGUUGACGAGCGACAUAGACAUCGAUAUGAGGUGAAUCCCAAGUAUGUGCAGCAGCUGGAGCAGCACGGCAUGAAUUUUGUGGGCACUGAUGUCGAUCAGAAGCGCAUGGAAGUCAUUGAACUGCCGAGUCAUCCGUACUUUGUAGCUACCCAAUACCAUCCGGAGUACUUGUCGCGUCCCCUGAAGCCCUCUCCGCCCUUCUUGGGUCUCAUUUUAGCCUCUGAGGGCCGACUUCAAUCCUACAUAGAUCGAGGUUGCCGUCUAUCGCCCCGUCAACUGUCGGAUGCCUCUUCGGAUGAGGAUGAAACUGUCAAUGGCUUGCAACGCAUAACAAACAAAUUUGACGCCCUCAAACUUCCAGGCUCUGUGGAUAACAAAAUCAAGGAAAACGGAUCGCACCCGAGUAAGCCACUUAUCAAUGCAAACGGUUGCGCUGGCAGCGACAAUACUUCGGACAAUGAGUUCGCUUGCGCCGAAGAGGGUGGAGCCUGCGGCGGAGCUAUCAUCGAUGCUAGCGUUUAAUAUAAUCCAGAAAAUACAAGCAGUCUAAUAUUUCUUUCCUAUUAUGCGUAAACGUCAACGAGAUGACGUGCGAUUUCUUUAGCAUCCAGCGUCUUUCGAAAGUUCAACUUAAUUACUAGUUUCUAAUCUCGACAAAUGUUAUUUAUCUCAACAAAUAUAGAUAAGUAAUGUAUGAAUAUUAAAGAAAUAUUUGUUAUUCAAUUACAAAGCUAAUUCACAUAAAUAUAUAUUUUUAGAUAAAAUA